Octopus bimaculoides (California two-spot octopus) is the source of this 1452-nucleotide messenger RNA. Its product is annotated as 4-hydroxyphenylpyruvate dioxygenase-like. Gene Ontology annotation, molecular function: 4-hydroxyphenylpyruvate dioxygenase activity. Lineage: Eukaryota; Metazoa; Mollusca; Cephalopoda; Octopoda; Octopodidae. Gene Ontology annotation, biological process: L-tyrosine catabolic process. Gene Ontology annotation, cellular component: Golgi membrane; endoplasmic reticulum membrane. The record is from RefSeq and is a predicted model, not a curated record.
UAACUCUAACCAUGGAUGUGCGUAUUCUUUAUUUUCGCCUAUAUACCCACCUCUUAUACUGACAAGGGAGAAAAACCGGAGUCUGGACGGUUUGUUUGUUUCGCACAUCUCACUUUCUGGGUCGGAAAUGCCAAACAGGCCGCAUCAUAUUACUGCACCCGUUUUGGCUUCGAGCCCUUCGCGUACAAGGGGCUGGAGACAAACAGCCGACAGGUCGUCAGCCAUGCAAUCAAACAGAACAACUUCAUUGUAGAAAUGGGGCAACAUUUAGUAAAACAUGGAGAUGGAGUCAAAGACAUUGCGUUCGAGGUGGAAGAUCUGGAAGCAAUCUUCAAGAGCUCAACGGAGAGAGGCGCAGUGGUCGCACGUGAACCUUGGGAGGAAUCAGACAGCGAUGGAGUUGUGAAGUUUGCAACAGUUCAAACCUACGGAGACACAACACACACAUUUGUGGACCGGUCCAAAUACAAGGGCCCUUUUCUGCCUGGGUACAAGAUAAUUAAUGAAAAGGACCCUAUCUUACCCAACCUACCAGUUGUGAGCCUGAAAUUUAUUGACCACAUUGUUGGGAAUCAACCUCAAGACUGCAUGUUAAAUGUGGCUGAAUGGUAAGUACGCUGCCUACGAUUUAGAUCAAUAUGACCCUUGAACCUUGACACCAAAUUUUCGUCGCUCCGUUCCAUUGUGGUCACCAAUUACGAAGAGACCAUUAAAAUGCCCAUUAACGAACCGGUGGUCGGAAAGAAAAAGAGCCAGAUACAGGAGUACGUCGACUAUUAUGGAGGUGCUGGAGUACAACACAUAGCUCUCAACACGGACGAUAUCAUCAAGUCAGUUCAAAACCUACUCCUUCAUAAGCUCCAAAUCCUGAUAGAUUAUGACGACGAGGGUUACCUUCUUCAGAUCUUCAGUAAACCCUUGCAGGACCGUCCCACGGUUUUCAUAGAAGUCAUCCAGAGGCACAAUCAUUCUGGUUUUGGUGUUGGCAAUUUCAAGUCCCUGUUUGAAGCAAUUGAAAUUGACCAGGACAAGCGAGGCAACCUCUCGUAAGACGCACAGACAGAUUUUGAGGAGUAUGUGACAUGACCUGAAGAGUUUUGUUGUUGCGCUGGACUAGUGUAGGAUUAAGAUUUAGUGAAAGAUUAUGCCCAAGGGAUUUUUCCUACAUAAUAAUAUUAAUAAUAAUAAUAAUAAUAAUAAUAAUAAUAGUAAUAAUUAUAAUAAUAAUAAUAAUAAUAAUAAUAAUAAUAAUAAUAAUAAUCAUAAAAAAUCAUAAUAAAAAUGAUGGAAAUAAUAAAAUAAAAUUAUGAUAAUAGUAAUAGUUAUAAUAAUAAUAAUAAUAAUAAUAAUAAUAAUAAUAAUAAUAAUAAUAAUCAUAAAAAAUCAUAAUAAAAAUUAUGGAAAUAAUAAAAUAAAAUUAUGAUAAUAGUAAUAGUUAUAAUAAUAAUAAUA